Motacilla alba alba is the source of this 7451-nucleotide messenger RNA. It is a transcript of the gene LRRC30, whose product is annotated as leucine rich repeat containing 30. The transcript is spliced from 3 exons. NCBI's taxonomy places the organism in Eukaryota, Metazoa, Chordata, Aves, Passeriformes, Motacillidae. The coding region runs from base 100 to 1128 and encodes 342 amino acids. Gene Ontology annotation, molecular function: protein binding. The record is from RefSeq and is a predicted model, not a curated record.
AGCAAGUGUUUCAUUACAGACUGUGCACCAAGAUCAGCAUUAGCCCCCAAAAGUGAAACUUUCCCUCAGCAGCUAUGGAAACUGUUCCGGUGGACUGAGAUGCACUUCACAGGCUCCUCCCUGUCUCCUUGCUUUGACUUUCCCACCUCCUGCAGGCUGUCAUCCUCUGUUGGCAUUUGCAUAUUGCAAGGGAAUAAAACCUCAGUUCUCUCAGGAGUGCACCAGAGUGUUAUGGGAAGUGAGCACUCGAAGAACGAGGAGAGAAGGAGCAUGGUUUUCCUUAGGAAAGGCCCGAAGCUGCCUGCAUGGGAAGAUGCCCUUCUGGCAGGGAGAGAGCCCAAGUCACUGCUGAAACGGGGAUUGCGUUAUGUCAGCUUGAGCCUCAUCAUGAAAGGGAUGACCACCACGCCUGACUUCUUGUGGGGACUGCACGAGGUGCAGAAGCUGAACCUCUCACGCAACCAGCUGGUGGUGAUUCCUCCUUCGCUGGGAAAGCUGGACAGGCUGGUAGUGCUGAACUUGGGUGGCAACUGCCUCAAGUGCCUACCUAAGGAGAUCGGGCUGCUGAGGAACCUGAAGGUGUUGUUUGUCAAUAUGAAUUGCCUGAAAGAAGUGCCGGCAGAGCUCAGCUUGUGCAGGAAGCUGGAGGUUCUGAGCCUCUCACACAACUGCAUCUCACAACUGCCUUUGAGCUUCACCGACCUGACAAAUUUGAGGAAACUAAACCUCAGUAACAACCGCUUUGUGCAAAUUCCCCUCUGCAUUUUCGCCCUGAGAAGCUUAGACUUCUUGCACCUAGGAUCCAACAAGCUGGAAAACAUUGCAGAGAGUAUCCAGUAUCUGGUCAAUCUGCAAAUCUUUAUCGUGGAAAAUAACAACAUACGCAGUCUGCCACGGUCCCUGUGCUACAUCAGCACCCUGGAGUUACUGAACGCCGACUACAAUGCCAUACAGACCCUCCCAGAUGACCUGUACCUGCUGCGCCGGCUGCGCCGCAUUGCCUGGAACCCCAUGGACAAAGGGCUCCACAUCGCCCACAACCCCCUGUCCCGGCCCCUGCCCGAGGUCGUCGAGGGGGGGCUGGAUGUCCUCUUCAACUACCUCAGGGACAAAAAGGAGCGCAACUGAGCUUCCGCUGAGCUUGGGAUUAAGCCUGUCAUCAAGACUCAAUCGCAUCGGAGAGCUUUCCUGCACAGGCAUUUCCACUUCAUAAUGCUUGGAUUUUGAAGGCUAUGGAUGGCUUUAGUAACAGUUGGAGGAAAGCAAGUAAAGUAUGAUGGUCUUGAUUAAGUGUGGGAAAAGCAAACUUUCUAAAAAUAGCCACCUCUGUAACCUUCACUGUUGUGGUACUUGGGGGUUUUUAUAGAAAAAAAAUACAGCACAGUUGUGAUAAAAUAUUUGCUCUUCAUUUGACAGAAACAAAUUAAAGCAGACUGCAAACAUGCAGAAAUGUGUAUUUGACAGCUAUUUGGCUGAAGAAAUACUAAUAUAAGUUAGACUUUCUCUCUGUGAUUGCAAUUGCAUUUCUACUCCUGCUCACUUCUUCAUACACAGGUAAACCACGACAUAAACAAACACUGCUGCCCAAGUGAAUCUCAAGGAAAAUGUUUGCUUUUGGCAGUGAAUAUAUCCUGAGCUAUAUUAGCUCACAGACAAUAUAUUGCUGGUCAGUUCAAUACCACUUGUUGUUUACCCCACAGCUGUACUCUGGCCUAUAUAAAUUACAGGUAGAGAUUGCCAGUGACAAGUCAAUUUGACAGUUCUUUGGAAGCAGAUCCCAAACCUCCCCAGUGCUCACUCCUACUUUGCCUGGUGAGACAAGCAGCCCUUCACAUGGAGCCUCCUAGGAUGCUGACAGCAGUGCUUCUCAUCAGCUGGGAGCAGCAUCUGCACAAAGCAGAGAAAGGACUGUGGCUUCUUCCCUCACACAAAGGAUGGAGUUGCUCAUCGCUAGAUGUACAGCAGCUCUCCGUUCCCUUUCCCGUAUCCCUGCAAUCCAAGCCAUGGAGUAACUUUACUCUGGAGGCAGUACAUCUCCUAAAGGUGAAGUACUUCUUUCAGGAAAAGCAGCAUCAACCCAGUCAUCACCUUAAGUAAGAGCUUCAAAAACAAAUAGUUAUUUCUGGGAUUUUCAGUAUCAGCCAGUAGCAUGAAAGUCAGGUCUUAUGUGGUUUCUCAUAUUGAUCUUCUGUGAAUGUCCUUCAUCAAAGUUUUAUCUAGUAAUAAAGAGGCAGCAUGAAAAAGCUGUUAACAAUUUAUGCAAUUCGGGGUUUUUUGUUCCCUCACACCAGUGUAAAACUGAAGCAGCUCUGUUGAAAUCAGUUGAGAUAAACACUUGUAAUGGCAGUGUAAGAGAGGAAUGAGAAUGUAACUCUUGAGCUAAUUAUGAGUAUUCAAAGCCGUUUUCAAAGUGCUUCCUAUGUCAAAUCUCAGGAAUCGAUUAUUUUCUAAAACUUAAUUUGUUCAAAAUUAUGAAAGGCUGUGAAAAACUGAUCCUGCUUCUAGUGAAGUUAAUAGAGAAUGCCUGGCUGAGGGAAAAACUCCUCAGCAGAGGUAGGAGCAGCCUGAUAACAGCAGACAAUUAUGUCAUUCAUAGGUACAUGUGAGUAAACGCAGCACCUUUGGUCACAGCGACGUUAUCGGUGUGAUAGUGAAUGCCAGCAAUGAGGAAUCAGUGCUCACAGAAUAUUCCACCCUGGGUCUGCCUGCCCUGAUAUUUUAUUGUGUUGGAUUGUUUUGUGUAUGAUUUGUUAUCUUAAUUGAGAAUUUCGGUAUUAGGCCCAGAAAUCAAAGUCUCCAAGUGUGCAGUCAAGGACAAAUCUUAUGUUCCUAACAAACAUGAAACAAUUUUGAAGGAUAUUUUUGCUCAAGCAUUAAGAAAACAAAGCAAUAAAACAAAUAUUUUGUGAAUUUUUAUAACUUAGUACAUGUUUCAAAUGCAAAGGUAUUUUAUGUGUAGCUUUAUAUAUAUUUAUUUCACCCAUGCAAAGUCCCAAGAUUUUAAUGAACAAUGCAUGUAAUAAAUUAAUAUGUGAUUCCAUUAGCGACAAGGAAUAAAGCUGCAAUUAUUUUUAGAAAUACCAACAGAUAAUUCUUGGAGGGGAUUAGGGCCAGAUUAUUAACUUUCCUAAAUGCCCAUUUCAUAUCCCUAAGUCUGGCAUUCACAUAAACACUGCAAUAUUGCUUUGCAGGAAAAUUAGAUGCCUAUGGCAUUAAUCACCUGAAAAGAUUUUCCACGUGUCAGUACCCAGGAUUAUAUGACACCGGAUAGCCUCUGAUAUGAUCUGACUAGAAGAGGUAUGCACAGUAAUUUACAUGGAAGAUAUGAGGCUGGACUCUGUGUGUUCAUUAGGAUACCACUGUGAGGGUGAGAAACACUGAAAGAUUCAAGAAAAUGAUCUCCAGACAGAGGAUUAAAAGGCAAAUAUGACAUAAUCAAAUGCAUCUGCAAAAGCAGUUAUAAUAUGAAGUGCAAUACCAAUAAUUUAAAAUUAAAUUAUUCAAUUGAAUAAUAAUGACCUUUUACUCAAGUUAAUAAACCUUUGCAAGCAUAUGAAACUCAUAAAAGUGACUGCCUUUUUAAACAGAAUAAUAAAAUUGAUUGAAUAAAUGGUGCUUUAAUGUAUAAUUCAGAUUUUACCAUUAAGAAAAUAAUUUCUUCUGAUCUGCUUUAGCAUUUUUUUCAUUCCUCAGUCAAGGCCCCUACAAAUACCUUUCUCAGAGAUACAGAAAAUCAUCUCUCAUGACUGAGGGUAGUGUUCUGAAUUCUUCCUGUAAAAAGAAAAGACUGUAUACCACUGUUAUUGUAUAGAAACAUGUAUGAAAGGCAAAUAAUGACAUAUGUAUUUGCAUCUGAGUGGGAGGAAGAUAGAAGAAGCAAGCAAGGGCACAGGAGGGAGAUAGAAUCUGUAAUGUCACAUGCUGGCUCUAGUUUUGAGCAGGGCAUUAAAAAAGAAUUGGUGGAUCUCAGCAUUGUCAUCUGAUAUUAGCUGUGCAGAUGACAGGGGAAAAGGGAACUGAAAGGCUGCAGGGCCUGAAGUCAAAUCUCAUCAUCUAUGACAACAGUACCACUUCUGUGUGUAUCAAAUGAUACAAGUUUAAUUUUAUAACCUUCCAGAGGACUGUAUGCGGAAUAUUACUCUUGUUUCUGGCUCAGGGCUUCACCUCUGUGAAAGAAAAGAUGUGGUACAUCAUGUUUUGAAGAACAUAAGCAGAUUUGAUAGAAGUCUGGAAGUAAGGACCUACUUUCAUGUAAAUGGAAAUUUAAGACUGCAUGGAUUUCACUCCUGUCUCUCAAGCAAUCAUCAUGGACCAUGUGUCUUGGAAAAAAAGACACUUAUUUCAGGAUGUUAGCCUUCUGAUCAGCUGACAUGAGCGAAAAAGCAGCCCAGUAAUACUGUGAAAGGUAACACUGAGUUCAAGUGGUAGUGCUGCAUUUUCUACACUUGGCACCCAUUACUGUCCAUAAUACAUAGGUUUGCAAUGUCUUCUGAUUUCAUUUACCCUGAUGUAAACUCCAGAGUAAAUCUGUUAUGAUUGUUUUGGUUUUGUCCCAGUAGAAGUGAACAAAGGAUUUAUCCUUCUGUCGAUUUCCCCCCUGUAAAAACAAGGAUUAUUAUCACAAAAUGAUGGAGUGCAAUGUUUCUGAUUAUGCUAAUAACAAACCCAAAAGAAAUCCUUCAAUCUUACAUGGCCAUAAGCAGCAGAACAAAUUUUAUUGCAUGCAUGUUAAACAGCAGUUUAUUGCCUUUCUUUUCCACACAGGUUUAGAAGGUAAGCUGAUACAAGAAAAUGACAGCCAAAUCUGUAAAGUCUCUCUCUCCAUUAUCCAUGUCUGCCAAGGUACCCAGCUAGUGUACCAAUAGGUACUUAGGAGGUUUUGCUCUGUCCUUAAUAUUGUUGGUUUUCAUUACUUUUCAUUACUUAUCCAUUAUCAAAAACACGCUUAAUGCUCUGAAAAAAACAAACUGGGACAUCAUUCCAGCCCAAAUGUAAAUAAUUUAUAACUACGUACUAUGGAUGAGCAAAAUUCCUCUUUCAUGUUCACAGAGGAGCUGUUCUUGCACACGCAGCAGUGAAUGAGCUGUAGGUUGGUCUUCUCAAACACUUUAACUAGCAGUAGUUUAUUUUAUACUGGAUUUUAGCACUGCUUACAACUGCUGGGACACAGCAUUCUCCAUCACAUUCUUUGCAUAAACAAUUACAAACAUGUCAGAAAACUCUCUGAUGAUACCUUUUGCAGGAAGAACUAGUUAUUCUUAUACAUUUCCUGCGUGCAAAUGUGAUAAAACAAAAUUAAGUUCAAUCCUGCAGUUAAAUCUUAAUGCAGUUUGUUUUUUUCCCUUUUUUUUUUCUCUCUAGGAAGGAUGCCUCAGGCAAGGCAAGUAUAUUUCAGUAAGGAAGAGAUUAAUAUUUUCUAAAAUUUCCGGUGUUUUUAUCUACUACUUUUUCCUAAAUUGCUAAUGCUUCUUCAAGUAUUAAAGCUGCAAUGGGUUCUAUCAAUCCACUUUCUGAUUAUGUGAGUUAAGCUAUGCAUUUGGGACCAAAAAAGGAGAAAAAAAAGCUGAGUAAGUUAUAGCACAAAUUGCCUUUAGUGGUUCAAAUUCAGACUAUCAAAUACAGAGGCACAUCACUCAGGAUUGUUCCAGCAUUAAAAUAAAUAGCAAUACAAGGCCCUUAGAGCUGUAAAUGAAUUACAAUCCUUUUGCCAGGGAGACAGGUUUGUGAGUGGGAGUAGAAUCUUUUAUUAGACCAACCCCUAUGGUCAGAAAAAGUGCAUAGGAAGGGGUUGUACACCAGGAAGACUUUCUCCUUUUUCCCAUUGUGUUAGUUUUACCAGUAAAGACCUGCAAAUUUUAGCUCACCCAUGUCCUCUGACCAUCACAGUUAUAACCAUAGUAACACAAGGCUUUUUAAAAGCAACCUGAAAACUAAAAAUAAAGAGAAUGACAAAACAAGAGGAUGUCUUCAGCCUGCAGUGUUUUCAAACUUUCUCAACUUUUGGCAGGUAGACUGAGGUUACAGUAGGACUAUUCAGAAUGAGUCUUCAUAAAUUAAGGCCUGUGUACUGAACUGCUGAGAACAAAAAAGCCACUUUUUUCCUAGGUCUUCUUCUUGUUCAAGUAACACCAGAGGACAGGAGGGGAGAAAACUGGCCUCUGUAGAGCAGGCUUUUGUGAGGCUGCUUGCAUAAUUUUGCCCUGGAUGGAUGGAUCUUUUAGGAAAAGCUAUAUUGGCAGACAUUUCUAUACCCUUCAUGCUUCUGUACAGGAUUUAGAAAGUAUUCAUUGUUCAUAUAUGUCAUGCACGGUAUUUGACAAUAACAUUUUUCCCUUACAAUUUAAGAAGCUGCACUGUGCCCUUCAUUUCUGUUCUUUAUUUAAUUCUGUUUCUUCUCUUUUUCUAGUCUCUUUCUCCAUGUUUUUGCAAUUUUGUCUGCUUUCCCAUGAGCAAAGUUGCUACUGUAUUGGAUAAUACAUCUUUAAAAAAAAACUUUAAAAUGCCAGAGAUUUUUAUCUCCAGGACCAUCUUCUCAUUUCUCCUGAAUAUAUCCUGAAUAUAUUUUGCUUCCUGUCCCAGAAGCACAGAAAGUAAAACAAAAUUCAUGUGUUGUGGCAUAAUUAGGCCACAAUUUUAUUAAUAAAAGCCAUCUGGGAAAAAGUGUUAAUAGCUUGUGCAGGAGAGGUCACAGUCUCUUCCCUAAUUGUUUUCACCUGCUGGAAGGCUCUUUCCUCCCUCCCUGCUACCCCGCUCUGUGCCAGAUCCCUGCCCUGCAGAGUUCUCCUCCCUCAAUCCUUUCCAUCACUACUCCCCAGACUAAUGUCUGAUUAUGCAGAAACUAAAGGCCUAGAAAAAAUAGAUUUUUCCCUUCUACUGAUCUAGCAGGAACUCUGCUUUCUGCUGUGCUCUGAUCUGAUUUGACUUUAUCAAGCAAGGUAUGACAUUGUCAUCAGAUGAGUGUCAAAAGUGGCUUUCUGUCGCCCGCUGAAGUGGGCCCGUCUGAGCUCACCACUUCUAGUGACCCAGCCAGGUUCCUUGAAAAGGCAGAAAAACUCACCCUGUCUCAAUCAAUCCAGUGAUAGAUGAAAAUUACCUGAGGUCUCAAAAUGUGGUAAUGACUGCAGCAGGCUAAAAACCUAUCUCGCUACAAAUCCCAGUGCAAUCUGAGUGUGAGGGAGACUUUAUGUCUUUGCUGUUUUCUACCCUCCUUGUAAUUCUUCUACCAAACUCAUGUCUGAAUUAUGUCUAAGCCACGUAAGCAGUGUUUUUUUGAAGUCAGGUGAAGGAACCCCCUCUUGGCUGUGGUGAAGAGUGUCCAGGGCUAUCUUGAGGAGGAAUAAGUGCCAGUUGCUGCCGCCAGCUAUUCCCAGCUGCUUGCACAGGGGCUGUGAGCAUCCCUGUCCACAUGCCUCUUUCUGCACCCACAGCAGGCUCAAAACCCAGAAAAUUCC